This is a messenger RNA of Penicillium manginii, 1794 nucleotides long. RefSeq names its product fungal specific transcription factor domain-containing protein. NCBI's taxonomy places the organism in Eukaryota, Fungi, Ascomycota, Eurotiomycetes, Eurotiales, Aspergillaceae. The transcript has 5 exons. The record is from RefSeq and is a predicted model, not a curated record. Gene Ontology annotation, cellular component: nucleus. Gene Ontology annotation, molecular function: RNA polymerase II cis-regulatory region sequence-specific DNA binding; zinc ion binding; DNA-binding transcription factor activity, RNA polymerase II-specific. Gene Ontology annotation, biological process: DNA-templated transcription; positive regulation of transcription from RNA polymerase II promoter by galactose. The coding region runs from base 1 to 1794 and encodes 597 amino acids.
AUGGGCGCAGCUUUACCAAGUACGCCCGAAGAAGCGGGUUACGAUCAGUACUAUGGGCAGUCAUCUUUAGUGUCCUUGGUUAACCAAUACGCUCAAAAGUCACCUGGCCGCCAAUCAGUCCAGUCCCAGGGUGGGUCUUCCAUACCAAGUCUUCUAGCCUCAUCAGCCAAUUCGGCUGGCGCCAACACCUCUUCGACAAAUAUGACGGUAUUGCUAUCGGACGACUUUUCGCUUCCACCCAGGAGAUUGGCAGACUGGCUUUUAGAGGUAUAUUUCGCCAAUAAUCAUAUAUUCUACCCUUGGGUGCACAAGCACACGUUCAUGGCUUCAUACGAGAAUAUAUGGACGAAUCAAUCCGAUGAUGCAGACGCAGUUCUUCCGGAUGUGGGUCUCGGCAGUCACAACUGUCCAUCUCGAUUAUUCCAUUGCGCUUUGAACGCCAUGUUUGCUAUCGCUUGUGAAUUUUCCGACAUGGACCCUUGCCAUAAACGAAACUCUUCCAUGAUGUUUUACGAACGAAUGAAGAGCUCGAUGAACAUUGAUAUUCUCGACAGUGGAAGCUUGGCCCAUGUCCAGGCGCUAUUGCUGAUCGCAAUAUACUUGCAAUGCACGCCAUACCCGAAGAGAUGCUGGAAUGUAAUAGGAAUGGCACAUCGAAUGGCUGUCGGGCUCGGUCUACAGAACCGUCGCCAAUUCAACAAUUUGAACGUUUUGGAAAAGGAAAUCCGCUGGCGAGCAUGGUGCGCAUGUGUCCAAAUGGAUAUAAUUUCCAGCAUGACAAUGGGUCGUCCACCCAUGACACCGGACUCUUCACACAUACCACUACCCUCGCCGGUUGACGACAAACAUCUUGCUGCUGGAAAUCAAGAGGCUCAGCAGCCCAAGGGGACUAUAUCGACUAAUCAAUUUCUACACCAGAAUAUGAGACUGAUCGGAAUUCUUUGGAAGAUCCUGUUAAAAAUAUACCGCAGUGAGGACGAAGGUCCAGCAGAAGAGUCGUCAUCGGCCCCAGAAGGCUUCAAGGCCAUCAUGGAUCUGGACAGAUUACUGGAAGAGUUCAAAGCUUCACUUCCCCCCAUCUUCGCGUGGGGCUCGCCAAGUUCUCAAAACACCGAACACACUUUCCGUCGCCAAUCAAAUGUUCUACACGCUAGAUACCUUCAUUUGAAGUUGCUAUUGUACCGCCCAACAUUUAGUGCAUAUUGCUCAGGUGUUAGCUCCGAGUUCAAUCAGACACAGCCUGACUCUUGGUCAAUCAUGUACCAACAAAAUGCGGCUUUAAAAUGUGUGCGAGCUGCAUGUGACCUCAUUCAUUCAUUAUCGGAAGCAACGACAGAAGAUGCAACAGGUGCAUGGUGGUAUGGGGUAUUUUAUUUAAUAAGUGCUGGCAUAGUUCUUCUUCUUGCCGAGUCAAGCGGAGCAAGUCUCGAGGGUAUCACUGCAGAUCAACAAGAAUGUUCCUGGAACGAAUGCCUUGAGACAUUGAACCGAAUGGUCUCUGUUCAUCCGUCCGCUAGAGACUACUCCCUUGCUUUACAUAAUAUCCGGUUAACCUAUCGGUCAGAAAUGAAAAAAGGGCCAGACCAAACCCGACAUAGCCAAAUGCCUCUCGCUGUAUCAAGUCAUUACCAGAUGGAUGAAAUUCAAGCCAGCGUCAUGCAUGCUGAUCAAGUGGAGCCUAAUAUACUGAGUCCAUUUUUCAAAAAUUGGGAUGCGGAACUCGGUGACAUUAUGCUUCCUGCCCAAUUUCUACAAGAAUUAGACGAAGGGCUUCUGCUACCGAAUCUGUUCUAA